UGGAGAAGAGACGAUCCAGGAUACAGUCACAGUGUAGUAAUUGCCAAUUCACCUUUGAUGGCAAGAGCUGAAUGUCCGAGCGGUUAUUACGAAUGUACAAAUGGCAUUGGAUGCUGCCCAAAUGGUGCAGCUUGCAUACCUAAUAAUAAAUGCAAUAGGACUUGCAGCCCUAUUGAUCCGCCUUGCGGUGAUGGUUGUUGUAAA
This is a messenger RNA of Racocetra fulgida, 204 nucleotides long. NCBI's taxonomy places the organism in Eukaryota, Fungi, Glomeromycota, Glomeromycetes, Diversisporales, Gigasporaceae. The record is from the annotation of a GenBank genome assembly.